Lotus japonicus is the source of this 666-nucleotide messenger RNA. RefSeq names its product ras-related protein RABA4d-like. Gene Ontology annotation, cellular component: endosome. The transcript has 3 exons. The record is from RefSeq and is a predicted model, not a curated record. The coding region runs from base 1 to 582 and encodes 193 amino acids. NCBI's taxonomy places the organism in Eukaryota, Viridiplantae, Streptophyta, Magnoliopsida, Fabales, Fabaceae. Gene Ontology annotation, molecular function: GTPase activity; GTP binding.
AUGGAUGCUCUUUCGAACGGGAACUCAUUAAAUGAAGUGGCUCAUGUUGCAAAUGGGAAUACAUAUUACUGCAUAGGUUACGUUACUAUUGAAAUAAAAUCAUUGAACCAACUUUGGGUUGACACAACUGGCUACAGGUACAGGGCAGUUACUAGUGCAUACUAUCGAGGCGCCCUUAGGGCAAUGUUAGUUUAUGACAUGACAAAGCGUCAAUCGUUCGAUCACAUGGCGAGGUGGUUAGAAGAGCUAAGAGGUCACGCUGACAAGAACAUUGUGAUCAUGCUAAUUGGCAACAAGUGUGAUCUGGGAAGUCUCAGAGCAGUGCCAACAGAAGAUGCAGAGGAAUUUGCUCAAAGAGAGAACUUGUUCUUUAUGGAGACAUCAGCACUUGAGUCUACUAAUGUUGAAACGUGCUUUUUGACUAUUCUUACUGAGAUAUACAGAAUUAAUGCCAAGAAAACACUAACUGUAGGUGAUGACCCUGAUGGGGGUUCAGGGCUUCUCAAGGGAAGUAGGAUAAUUGUUCCAAACCAAGAGAUGGAUGGUGGUGGAAAGAAGGGUGGGUGUUGUUUUUCCUCCUAGCUUUUUUAACCGUAACCAAAUUCUCAUUCCACUAGGUGAGGUCAGCUAUAUGGAUGACAGAAAAGAUAUCGACAAGUUUUAAGU